AUGGGCAUUGCCCCGCGAAAGCAGUAUGUGGCUGUGGGCAAUCUCGAUGCUGUUCACUUCCAGGUUCUCUCCCAGUUCAAGAUCCUCGCAGCCGCCGUCUUCUCGGUCACCAUUUUGCGGCGCUCACUCCCGCCUAAGCGAUGGCUUGCACUGUUGGUACUCACCUUUGGUGUCUCGAUCGUCUGUAUACCGCACUCCGACACACACCAAACUUCCACCUCCUACAACAGCAUCCUGCUCCACCAUGAUGCCGACCACUUCUUCCCGCGAUCCGUUCACGAGCUCGGCCAGGCUGCAGCCAACGGUGCGCACCAUGUGACCAAGCGCGCUGCUCAGGUCCUUGCUCCUCGCACGCCGCUAGUCCUCCCUCGCUCCGCCACCUACCAAGGUAUGGCCGAGGACGAAGCGCGCACAAUGGCCAGCAACUACACCUUUGGAGUCUUUGCAGCCCUGAUUGCAGCUGCCAGCUCUGGACUCGCCGGUGUGUACUUUGAAAAGAUUCUCAAGGAUGCCGCCGCACCACCGAAUACCUCGAUCUGGACCCGUAAUGUGCAGCUCUCUUUCUACUCGCUCUUCCCGGCCCUUAUUAUCGGCGUCUUUUUCAAGGACGGCGCCGAAGUCCGUGAGCAUGGAUUCUUUGACGGGUAUAACUGGGUCGUGUGGACCGCCAUCUUUCUUCAGUCUGCCGGGGGUGUUCUCUCCAGCAUGUGCAUCAACUACGCCGACAAUAUUGCCCAAAACUUUGCAGCAAGCAUCAGCAUUGUCGUCAGUUUCGUUUUCAGCGUGCUCUUUUUUGAUUUUGUGUUCGGCUUCACCAUGGCCCGUCGACCGCCACCAUUGCGUAUCGCGAGCUACCAAAAGGCCGCCGUUGAUCCAAUGUACACCCCGCGGCUCGGUGACGAUCUACGGUCCACACUCGACCCGCUCGAGUCAGUCCGCAGCAUGGCCUUGUCGACGUCGCGGCCGUCGAGCCCGAUGCGCUAUCCACGCUCACCGUCUGCACGGAAUCUGAGCAAGUUCCGGGGUGACUAA
This is a messenger RNA of Verticillium alfalfae VaMs.102, 1032 nucleotides long. RefSeq names its product UDP-galactose transporter. The transcript is spliced from 4 exons. Gene Ontology annotation, cellular component: Golgi membrane. Lineage: Eukaryota; Fungi; Ascomycota; Sordariomycetes; Glomerellales; Plectosphaerellaceae. The record is from RefSeq and is a predicted model, not a curated record. Gene Ontology annotation, biological process: pyrimidine nucleotide-sugar transmembrane transport. Gene Ontology annotation, molecular function: UDP-galactose transmembrane transporter activity. The coding region runs from base 1 to 1032 and encodes 343 amino acids.